UUAUUGCUCCUCCGCAUCGAGAGGAGCCAGAUGAGGUGGCUCGGCCAUCUGCUCAGGAUGCCUCCUGGACGCCUCCCUGGAGAGGUGUUCCAGCCACGUCCCACCGCGAGGAGGUCCCGGGGAAGGCCGAGGACAUGGUGGAGGGACUACAUCUCUCAGCUGGCCUGGGAACGCCUCAACAUCUGUGUCCUCUCUCUGUUUUGUGUUUUCUAAGCAUCCAUCUCUAACACAUUUCUACUCAUCAGCAAAACAUAAAAUCCUGUCAUUCUUCAAAUGUUGUCUGUUACAGAUCCAAUGACUGGGAUAGACUGAAACAACCCCUUACUGCAAAAAUGUCAAAGAGACCAUCCUAUGCUCCUCCGCCUCCUCCCGCACCCACAACUCAACUACCCAACACCACUGGGUUUGUGGGGUACAACCCAUACAGCCAUCUGGCCUACAACAACUACAGACUGGGAGGGAGCCAAAGCAGCAACAGUCGGAAUUCCUCUGGAAUAAAUAUCCCAAAGCCACCCAAGCCUCCUGAUAAGCCACUGAUGCCAUACAUGAGAUACAGUCGAAAGGUUUGGGAUCAAGUAAAAGCCUCCAAUCCUGAUCUGAAGCUAUGGGAAAUUGGGAAGAUAAUCGGUGGCAUGUGGAGGGACCUCACUGAUGAGGAGAAACAGGAUUAUUUGAAUGACUACGAAGCAGAGAAGAUUGAGUAUAAUGAGAGCAUGAAGGCCUAUCACAACUCGCCAGCCUACCUGGCCUAUGUGAAUGCAAAAAGCCGGGCCGAGGCAGCUCUGGAGGAGGAGAGCCGUCAGAGGCAGUCCAGACUGGACAAGGGCGAGCCUUACAUGAGCAUUCAGCCAGCAGAGGACCCAGAUGAUUACGACGACGGCUUUUCAGUAAAACAUUCAGCCGCCGCUCGUUUCCAACGCAACCACCGUCUGAUCAGCGAGAUCCUCAGCGAGAGCGUGGUCCCAGACGUGCGCUCCGUCGUCACCACCGCUCGCAUGCAGGUCCUCAAGCGGCAGGUCCAGUCUUUGAUGGUACAUCAGAGAAAAUUGGAGGCAGAGUUGCUUCAGAUUGAAGACCGCCACCAGGACAAGAAAAGAAAAUUCAUUGAAGCCACAGAGUCAUUCAACAAUGAGCUCAAAAGGCUGUGUUGCAUGAAGGUAGAGGUGGACAUGGAGAAGAUUUCUGCAGAAAUUGCUGCAGCAGAGGAGGCUGCACGCAAACGAAUGGCAGAACGUGAGAAGGAUGCAGGGGACCGAGGAGCGACAGAGGCCCCCACCUGUGUCUUAGCGGAGGAGGAAAAACACAUUUGUGCAACACAUGGCAGCAAGUCCCAGCAAAAUUCUCUCAGCGAAAGCAACAACAAAGAAGGCAAGGAUGCAGAAUCGAACGCCACACAUGCGCCAGAGAAGCAGAAAGCCCCUGAAGAGCUCGAGGCUCACCCUGGCAGCGAGGAGGGGGCGUCGGAGGACAAAGAAAGCGUCCCAGAGGGAGCCAUGGAGGAGGGAACCAGCGACAGUAACACAGGCUCAGAGACCACCUCUGCUCAAGCAGAAGACGCCCCGACUAGUGAGCCAUCAGAGGUGCCCAGCAGGGCCAGAGCAGCCCACUGAGUCCAGCACCAGCCAUUCUGUGAACUGUGAGGCUGUCUUUGCAUCCAAUGGCCUUCAGUGCGAUCCUUUGCUUACAGAUAUUGCACAAUAUCAUCUCUGUUUGUCAAAGUGUGACAGGAGCAUUCGGAUGGGCUUAUUGUUAAACAAGCCUGAGGUUACGGUUCAGCCCGAACAACCAGGCUCACAGAGACAAAUACAGACAAAAGAAAAAUCUGCACUCACAGCCGACAAAGCGAUGACCUGUCUGAAAACGAUGGCUAAUAAAGGUUGCCACAAAAGCCCAUUUGAAAGCACUAAACUUCUGUCUGCAUUGCCAUUAGGAAUAAUGCAUACAGCCCUUCUUCAGCACAUAUGAAAACAUAUCUCUAGCACUAUGUCUGGCAGACAAACAAAAUUGCUCAGUGUUCGAUUUAACUUUGUUCUUUGUAUUUUAGUGCCAUUGUUGCUUUUUCUUUGUUUUGCAUGUUGCAGUUUUUUUUUUAACAAAUUGUGAAGAAUGGAGCUUAGGUGACCAUCUCCUUGGUAGGAGAAUAUUUGUUUACUCUCUGUAUCGUUAUUACAGUGACAGUAUUGUCUCAGGAGUUUGUAGUCAUUAGACAGUGUUUAAUUAUUAUUUUUAUUUAUUAUCAGCAUUUUUAUUAUACGUGUGUAUUUGGGUGCUCUGGGUGCCAUCCCGGUUCCAUCUUUAAGUACAUCAUGAUCAUUGAUGCUGUACAGUGCUCGACUACGAGUGUUCUCAAGUUUGCUUGCUGUCAAUCAAAUCAAAAGCAGUACGCUUAGAACAUCAUCUGUGUUAUGAUCCGUGUUCAGUUUUCAGCAGGAAACUUAAAUGUACCGUAAAUGUGUACACAGUGUAAUAAAGUUCGCUUACACAUGGAAUUACAUGUUGUUGUAAAACAGCCUGAACAGUCAUAAACAUGCAGUCUUAAUAUGAAUUUCUUUUUGCAUAUUUAUACCAAUAAACUUUUCUA
This is a messenger RNA of Melanotaenia boesemani (Boeseman's rainbowfish), 2581 nucleotides long. Its product is annotated as SWI/SNF-related matrix-associated actin-dependent regulator of chromatin subfamily E member 1-like. The record is from RefSeq and is a predicted model, not a curated record. Bases 333 to 1610 code for a protein of 425 amino acids. Gene Ontology annotation, cellular component: SWI/SNF complex. Gene Ontology annotation, molecular function: nucleosomal DNA binding; nuclear receptor binding. Lineage: Eukaryota; Metazoa; Chordata; Actinopteri; Atheriniformes; Melanotaeniidae. The transcript has 10 exons. Gene Ontology annotation, biological process: negative regulation of DNA-templated transcription.